AGGGGAUGUGUCAGGAAGGAUGUGCUGUGUCCCGGGGGCAGACCUGGCCUACCUGAGCCAGGCCCCAGGGACCUGCGACCCCAAAUCCACCCCUGCCUUUCCCUGCUGGGGAGGGGGAGCCCACCUGUCCUACCCUGAGCUGCUUCUCCUCUGAUGGCUCCAUGCUCUCCCAGGAGCUGAGAGCCCCCCGUGUGGCCCUGCAGUGCUUCAGGACGAGGGCUCUGGUUGUUGCAGCAUGGUCCAGGCCUGCUUGGUGUGCUCCAGAGUUCACAGGGGCAGCCUGGCAGCCCGGGCAGCUGCAGAGGACAUGGACAAGACAGACAAGCCCAGUCCCCCUGCCAAGAAGCACGUGCGACUCCAGGAGAGGAGGGGCUCCAAUGUGUCACUAGUGCUGGAUAUGAGCUCUCUAGGGAACGUGGAGCCCAUCCAGCCUGUCUGCACACCACGGGACAUCACACUGAAGUUUCUGAGGACAUCCAGCCACGUGCUGAGGAAACAGGAGCUCCAGCAGCACGCCCAGAGCCUGGCACAGCUCCAGGAGGAGUUUUUGAAAAUCCCACCCAACUUUGUGAGUCCAGAGGAGCUGGAAAUCCCUGGGCGUGCUUUCAAGGACAGAUACAAAACCAUUCUCCCCAAUCCUGAGAGUCGGGUCUGCCUCAGGAGGGCUGGGAGCCAGGAGGAAGACAGCUACAUAAAUGCCAACUACAUCACAGGCUACGCGGGGCGGCCCCGGGAGUACAUCGCCACACAGGGCCCCCUGCUGAACACCGUGAGCGACUUCUGGCAGAUGGUGUGGCAGGAGGAGGCUCCCAUCAUCGUCAUGAUCACCGAGCUCCAGGAGUGCAAGGAGAAAUGUGUUCACUACUGGCCCGAGAAGGAGGGCACCUAUGGCCCCUUCACCAUCCUCGUACAGGGGGUGAGCAAGUCUGUGGAGUACGUGGUGCGGGAUCUCUCCAUCCAGCUUGGGAAGGAAUGCCGCAAGGUCAAGCACAUCCUCUUCCCCUCCUGGCCGGACCAGCAGACACCUGAGUCAGCCAAGCCCCUGCUGCACCUGGUGGCCAAGGUGGAGGAGGCUCUGCAGACUGCAGCCAGCCCAGGGCCCAUCGUGGUGCACUGCAGCGCGGGCAUCGGCCGCACCGGCUGCUUCAUUGCCACCAGGAUCGGGUGCCAGCAGCUGCAGGACACGGGGGAGGUGGAUAUCCUGGGCAUCGUGUGCCAUCUGCGCAUAGACAGGGGUGGGAUGAUCCAGACAAGCGAGCAGUACCAGUUCCUCCAUCACACGCUGGCUCUCUACGCUUCCCAGCUGCCAGAGGAGGCAGCCCACUAGUGCAGGGCUCCCACCAGGCCUGUGGCUCCCUGCUCUGACCUCUCCUGCACCAUCUUGGGGACACCUUCACCAAAACCCCUCCUGAUGCUGCCAGGCCACAGAGCAGCAGCAUGAGUAUCCCUUGGGAUGAGCACAGCCCAGCCAACCCCAACUGUGGCUUUGGACCCUGGGGAUGAGCAAGGUGAGGUGGUGCACUGCCUGCUCGAGGUGGCAACUGCUGCUGGCUCCAGGUAGAUUUCACCCAUAGAAAACAGCUUUGGCUUUUGAGAGGUGCAAGAUCCUGACCAAGAAGAGCAAGCUGUGUGGAGGAACUGCAGCUGGCAGAUGCUGGGAGCAUGGUUUGCCUUUCAGCUGCACACAAAUGUCCACCCUGUCAGACACAGCGCUGGUGGAGCAACCCUGAAAUAAACAGAGCCUCUGUCCUG
This is a messenger RNA of Haemorhous mexicanus (house finch), 1752 nucleotides long. RefSeq names its product protein tyrosine phosphatase non-receptor type 7 (gene PTPN7). The coding region runs from base 236 to 1327 and encodes 363 amino acids. Gene Ontology annotation, molecular function: protein tyrosine phosphatase activity. Gene Ontology annotation, biological process: protein dephosphorylation. The record is from RefSeq and is a predicted model, not a curated record. NCBI's taxonomy places the organism in Eukaryota, Metazoa, Chordata, Aves, Passeriformes, Fringillidae. The transcript has 10 exons.